This is a messenger RNA of Dipodomys ordii (Ord's kangaroo rat), 2226 nucleotides long. Its product is annotated as histone-lysine N-methyltransferase SUV39H2. Gene Ontology annotation, molecular function: zinc ion binding; protein binding; histone H3K9 methyltransferase activity. Bases 27 to 1259 code for a protein of 410 amino acids. The transcript is spliced from 6 exons. The record is from RefSeq and is a predicted model, not a curated record. Gene Ontology annotation, cellular component: nucleus. NCBI's taxonomy places the organism in Eukaryota, Metazoa, Chordata, Mammalia, Rodentia, Heteromyidae.
CGCAGUUUGAAUGAAAGCACCUCAAGAUGGCGGCAGCCGGGGCCGAAGCGCAAAGAGUGUGGUGUGUUCCUUGCCUAGUUUCACUUGAUACUCUUCAGGAAUUAUGUAGACAAGAAAAGCUCACAUGUAAAUCGAUGGGAGUCACCAAAAGGAAUCUAAGCAAAUAUGAGGUGGAAUACUUGUGUGACUACAAGGUAGAAAAGGAUAUGGAAUACUACCUUGUAAAAUGGAAAGGGUGGCCAGAUUCUACAAAUACCUGGGAACCUUUGCAAAAUCUCAAGUGUCCAUUACUGCUUCAGCAAUUUUAUAAUGACAAACAUAAUUAUUCAUCUCAGGUAAAGAAAGGCAAAGUAAUAAUGCCAAAAGACAACAACAAAACUUUAAAACCUGCUGUUGCUGAAUAUAUUGUGAAGAAAGCUAAACAAAGGCUAGCUCUGCAAAGAUGGCAAGAAGAACUCAACAGAAGAAAGACUCAUAAAGGAAUGAUAUUAGUUGAAAAUACGGUUGACUUGCAGGGCCCACCUUUAGAUUUCUUCUACAUAAAUGAAUACAAGCCAGCCCCUGGAAUCAGCUUAGUCAAUGAAGUUACCUUUGGUUGUUCAUGCACAGAUUGCUUCCUUGAGAAAUGCUGUCCUGCUGAAGCUGGAGUUCUUUUUGCUUACAAUAAGAAGCAACAAAUUAGAAUCCCUCCUGGUACCCCCAUCUAUGAAUGCAACUCAAGGUGCCAGUGUGGACCUGAUUGUCCCAAUAGGAUUGUACAGAAAGGCACACAGUAUUCACUUUGCAUCUUUCGAACUAGCAAUGGCCGUGGCUGGGGUGUGAAAACCCUUGUGAAGAUUAAAAAGAUGAGUUUUGUCAUGGAGUAUGUUGGAGAGGUAAUUACAAGUGAAGAAGCUGAAAGGCGUGGACAGCUAUAUGACAACAAAGGAAUCACAUAUCUCUUUGAUCUGGACUAUGAAUCUGAUGAAUUCACAGUGGAUGCAGCUCGAUAUGGAAAUGUUUCCCAUUUUGUGAAUCACAGUUGUGACCCAAAUCUUCAGGUGUUCAAUGUUUUCAUUGACAACCUUGAUACUCGUCUUCCUCGAAUUGCAUUAUUUUCCACAAGAACCAUAAAUGCUGGAGAAGAGCUGACAUUUGAUUAUCAAAUGAAAGGUUCUGGAGAUAUAUCUUCAGACUCUCUUGACCACAGCCCUGCCAAAAAGAGGGUCAGAACUGUAUGUAAAUGCGGGGCAGUGACCUGCAGGGGUUACCUCAACUGAGAUUUCAGAAAGUAGAUCUGAUGAUAACUAUUUUUUCCUAAUGUUAAUAUUUAAAGCAUUUGCUAUUGUUUGAUAUUAUCAAGAUUAUACCUGUUAACUUAUAGUCCAUGUUACAUUUGUCAAACAUUAUUGUUGAUUCUGAAGAGGACUCAGUAUCACAUAGCCUAAUUUCUAAUUUGAAGUGUACAUAUUUGGUAAUGAGAAAUGAAACGUAGAAGACAAACUGUUUAUAGAUGAACAUGAAUGCUUGGUCUGUGUGUCCAGGGAAGUGUCCCCUUCUGUGUUUGGAAAUGUUAAACUUACAAGGUUACCACAACAUUCACUCUCAUUUCAGAGAAACAGUUGAUCCCAUUUGUGCACAUAAACACAUUCUAUUUUUAUUACUAUGUUGUUAUUCCUGUUUAAUACUCAUAAUCUUAUAUUUGAACCAAUAGGAGAUGCUGAAUUUUUUACACUAAUUUAUACUUUUUCCUUAAAACAUUGGCAUCUCAAUUAUAGACACAAGGUAUGUAAAAUUUUAAUUUAAGUUUUACUUCAUAUUUUGACACAAUCUACAACAUCUAAACCUAGAAUUCUCAAAAGGUUUCUUAAUUCUAUAAAAGUAAAUAAAAUACCUGAAAAUAUAAAACCUCUCUGAAAAUUCAGAGUGGCUGGAAACUAAUCUUCCUAAGGACAUGCCUGUGCGACCAGGAGGACUUUUCUUGGCAUUAUAGGCAAGAGAAAUGGAAUUCUCUGAAGUCCCAUUUACAAAGAUAUCUAUGUUGAGUACCUCUGGUCUAAAUAGUGCAGCAAGACAUUUACGGAGCCACUGUAGCUAGAGAUAAUGUAAUAUUCACUGACGUUACCUUCUGUGUCAGGCAGUUUCAUGUCCCUUUACAUCCAUAUUUUUAUAUUUCCUGUGGAUUCUUCUUAAAAAAUAUUCUGUAUUUGAAUGAGAGUUUUUUGAUGUAAUAAAGCUAAACUUGGC